Molecule: messenger RNA, 1786 nt
Organism: Benincasa hispida (wax gourd)
Lineage: Eukaryota; Viridiplantae; Streptophyta; Magnoliopsida; Cucurbitales; Cucurbitaceae
Product: pentatricopeptide repeat-containing protein At3g26782, mitochondrial-like
Biological process (GO): RNA modification
Molecular function (GO): RNA binding; protein binding
Source: RefSeq, a predicted model, not a curated record
UUCAAUAGAUAAAAUCAUUAAGGACUUUGUGCUUAAUAAUUUACCCGGAAGGCAGCUAUCAAUGUCUCAUAGUCAUAGCACUUCUCGUUUCUCUUUCAUUCUCAGAAGCUGUGCUCAUCAUUAUGCAAUUGCCCAAGCAAAGCAAGCCCACGCUCAAAUCCUCAUCCAUGGCUUCCUUCCACAUUUAACUCUUCUAACAGAUCUUCUAUUAGUGUAUUGCAAAUGUGGGUUUCUUCACGACGCCCGCAAGGUGUUUGAUAAAAUGACUCACAGAAACAUGCACUCCUGGAAUAUCUUGAUUGCUUCUUAUGUUCACACUUCUUGGUACUUUGAUGCAAUAAAUGUGUUUAAUCAGUUUAGGGGCCUUGGUUUUCUCCCUGACCAUUAUACUUUGCCUCAGAUGUUGAAGGCUAGUGUUGGUACUGGGGAUGUUUAUUUGGGGAAGAGACUUCAUUGUUGGACAAUAAGGCUUGGGUUUGAAGGAUAUGUUGUUGUAGACAGUACGGUUUUAGACUUUUACGCUAAAUAUGGGCUUGUGGGUGAUGCUAAGAAGGUGUUUGAUAAUAUGAUUUAUAAAGAUACAAUUUCUUGGAACGCAAUGAUUUCUGGGUAUGGGAGGGCUGGGCUUUAUGGAGAUGCGUUGGAUUGUUUCAAGCGCAUGCUCUUUGAAGGAGUGAAGAUGGAUUUUAUGACAAUUCCUAGCGUUUUGAAUGCUUGUGGAGGGGAAGGAGAUUUGAGAAAAGGAAAAGAGAUUCAUUGCUUAGUUUUGAAGAGUAUGGUAUUUGCUGCUGAUGUUGCAAUUGGGAACUCAUUGAUUAAUAUGUAUUCAAAGUGUGGAAGCCUGUUUGAUUCUGAAAAGGUCUUUGGGAAUAUGAGCAGCUUGAAUACUGUUACAUGGACCACAAUGAUAUCUUGUUAUGGGGCUCAUGGGAAAGGAGAGAAAUCCUUGGUCCUGUUUAACAAAAUGAAGGAUUGUGGAAUCCAACCCAAUUCUGUAACACUGACAGCCGUUUUGGCUAGCUGCAGUCAUGCAGGUUACAUCAAUGAAGGUUGGAGAAUUUUCCAGUCCAUUGUUUCAGAUUUUAAGGUUGAACUGACGGUAGAACAUUAUGCUUGUGUUGUUGAUCUUCUGAGUCGCUUUGGCUUUCUGCAGGAAGCGUUUCUGUUGAUAAGAAAUAUGAAGCCUACCGCUUCUGCAAGCAUUUGGGGUGCUCUGCUUUCUGGUUGUAUGAUCCACAGGAACCUUGAGAUUGGAGAAAUUGCAGCCAACCAGCUUUUCAAGUUGGAACCUACAAAUCCAAGCAAUUUUAUAGCCUUGAUUAGUAUAUAUGAAUCCCUUGGUAUAUCUCGUGGUGUUUGGCUGACUAGAGAGAAAAUGCGAGACCUUGGUUUGACAAAAAUCCCUGGUUACAGCUGCAUAACCAUUGAUGGAGUUGUACAUAAAUUCUACGGAGGGGACAAUUCUCACCCUUUGGAUUUGAGAAUAUUUGAAACAUUAAAUGCAGUAAGACAAGCGGUUGUAAAUGGCGAAAUAACUUAAAAUUCAAGGACACAGUUGAAUAGAUCCUAUUCAAGUAGCAACCAGUCAAAACUCGAGUUGUUCAAUCGGCCAACAGUUGGUCACAGCAACAACCACAUUGUCUCGAGAGCAUAAGUGCUUCUGUUCCGAGGUAUUAUUCAAACUUCUCAACCAAAGUCGAUUAAUAUCACUUAAGGCUCGAUCAGCAUUCGUGACUAUAUACUGAAGAUCAAAACAGUAAAGGGAAGAAGAAGAAGGAAAAAAAAA